Molecule: messenger RNA, 987 nt
Organism: Gamsiella multidivaricata
Lineage: Eukaryota; Fungi; Mortierellomycota; Mortierellomycetes; Mortierellales; Mortierellaceae
Product: Alpha/Beta hydrolase protein
Exons: 4
Coding region: 1-987 (328 amino acids)
Cellular component (GO): membrane
Molecular function (GO): lipase activity
Source: RefSeq, a predicted model, not a curated record
AUGGCCGCCACGCAAGAGAAACCAAGAACCAAGGAGGAGUGGAUUAAAUCCGAGGAUGGCCACGAGAUCUUCACAAAGACAUGGUACGCUGUCGGUACUCCCGUGGCAUCCAUCGUCUUUGUUCACGGGCUCGGAGAGCAUAUCGUUCGUUACGAUCACGUUUUCGAAGAGUUCAGCAAGGCUAACUUCCAGGUCUCUGGAUUCGACCAGCGUGGAUUCGGUCAAACAGGUGAGGAGUGUUGCUGGAGGGCUAAGACAAAGACCUUGGGACGCACUGGAGGAUAUGCCAAGGCCAUCCCCGACAUCACCGCUGCAUUGAAGCGCGGUGAGAUCGAAGGUAUUCCUUUAUUCCUUAUGGGCCAUUCUUAUGGAGGAAGCCUGGUUCUCAACUACGAUUGCAUCGGACCCUUGCGCACAAAGCUCUCAGGCCUCAUCGCCUCUGCACCCCUCGUCCUCGCCUCAGCGCCGACUCGUCCUAACAGCCUGACCGUGUCCUUCGCAGGUGCUGUCUCCAAGAUCAUGCCCUCGCUCAGGAUUCCCAUCAACCUCUCCUCAAAGUACAUCUCGCGUGACCCCAAGGAGGUCACAAAAUACAACGACGACCCUCUCGUUCACGGUUACGGCACCACCAAGGGAUUGUUUGACAUGUUGUCGAACGGAAAGUUGUUGCUCACGACCCGUUACCAGGAAAUCUGCGCUGAUGUCCCACUGUUGAUCUGCCAUGGAACUGCGGAUGGAUUGACGGAUCAGGACGCGAGCAAGGCCUUCUUUGACAAGAUCCAAGUCAAGGACAAGGAAUACAAGGUCUAUUCGGAUCAUUAUCAUGAGCUCCACAAUGAGCCCGAGGAUGAUCGCAAGGUCGUGAUUGAUUACUAUAUCCAAUGGAUCCGUGCUCAUUUGCCUAAGCAGCCUGUCGCGGAGACUGUUAUUGCUGCGCCUGAGGCUGUCCCUGUCGCUGAGGCCGCGGAGACAGUAGUGGUUGCGUAA